AUGCGGUACAAGGGAGAUGGAGUAUUAGUUUGCCAGAGAAAAUUCACCAUGGAUCUAUUAAAGGAAUAUGACUAUUUAACAUACUCUUCUGUCAAUUCUCCACUUGAUCCUACCAUCAAAUUAAGAAAUGAAGAUGGAGCCUUAUUGCCAGAUCCAGGGUAUUACAAGAAACUAGUUGGGAAACUAAACUUUCUGACAAAUACUAGAUUGGACAUAGCCUAUAGUGUCCAACAUUUAAGCCAGUUCAUGCAGGUAUCAAGGGAACCUCAUCUAAAGGCUGCUAUACAUGUACUUAGAUACUUGAAGAAAGAUAUUACUUUGAGAAUUUUUCUGUCCAAUGGUCCUAACUAUACUGUUAGUGCAUACUGUGACUCAGACUGGGCUGCUUGCCCUGACUCAAGAAAGUGUGUGAGUGGAUAUAUUGUGCUACUUGGAGACGACCCUAUCAGUUGGAAGUCAAAGAAGCAAACUACUGUUUCACUGUCUUCCACAGAAGCAGAAUAUAGGUCUGUCAUGAAGGUUGUUGGUGAGUUAGUAUGGGUGAAAAGGUUGCUAGAAGAAUUGACAGUUAUGUGUACCAAUCCCAUAACUGUAUUCUGUGAUAGUCAAGUAGUUGUGCACAUUGCAAGAAACCUUGUAUUCCAUGAGAGAACAAAGCAUAUCGAAGUGGAUUGCCACUUUGUUCGGGACAAGAUACAGGAGGGACUAGUUGAGUUACAUCACAUCUCCACCUCUGAUCAACUGGCUGACAACCUGACAAAGGCACUCACAGGGAUCAAUCACUCAGAUCUUCUCAGCAAGUUGGCAAACCUUCUCUCUGAAGCUCAGAGAGCGCUUCAAUGGUGGAAACCAAAUCCUUUUGAUCUUCAUUCUUAA
Nicotiana tabacum (common tobacco) is the source of this 876-nucleotide messenger RNA. The record is from RefSeq and is a predicted model, not a curated record. Lineage: Eukaryota; Viridiplantae; Streptophyta; Magnoliopsida; Solanales; Solanaceae.